Messenger RNA from Apodemus sylvaticus (European woodmouse), 735 nucleotides. Its product is annotated as taste receptor type 2 member 7-like. NCBI's taxonomy places the organism in Eukaryota, Metazoa, Chordata, Mammalia, Rodentia, Muridae. Gene Ontology annotation, molecular function: bitter taste receptor activity; G protein-coupled receptor activity. The record is from RefSeq and is a predicted model, not a curated record. The transcript has a single exon. Gene Ontology annotation, biological process: G protein-coupled receptor signaling pathway; detection of chemical stimulus involved in sensory perception of bitter taste; sensory perception of taste. Gene Ontology annotation, cellular component: membrane.
AUGGUGGGGUAUCCAGACACCUACAACAGUGGUAAAGAAAUGAGGACCAUUGACUUCUUCUGGACACUUACCAACCAUUUAAGUGUCUGGUUUGCCACCUGCCUCAGCAUUUUCUAUUUCUUCAAGAUAUCAACCUUCUUCCACCCUCUUUUCCUCUGAAUAAAGUGGAGAAUUGACAAGCUAAUUCUCAGGACUCUACUGGCAUGCGUGAUUCUCUCCCUGUGUUUUAGCCUCUCAGUCACUGAAAAUUUGAAUGAUGAUUUCAGACAUUGUGUCAAGACAAAGAAGAGAACAAACUCCACUUUGAGAUGCAAAGUAAAUAAAGCUGGUCAUGCUUCUGUCAAGGUAAAUCUCAACUUGGUCAUGCUAUUCCCCUUUUCUGUUUCCCUGGUCUCAUUUCUCCUCUUGAUCCUCUCCCUAUGGAGACACACCAAGCAGAUGCAACCCAAUGUAACAGGGUACAAAGAUCCCAGUACAACAGCUCAUGUGAAAGCCACAAAAGCAGUAAUUUCCUUCCUUGCCCUGUUUGUUGUCUACUGCCUGGCCUUUCUCAUAGCCACCUCCAGCUACCUUAUGCCAGAGAGUGCAUUAGUGGUAAUUUGGGAGGAGCUCAUAGCUCUAAUCUAUCCUUCAAGCCAUUCAUUUAUCCUGAUCCUGGGGAACAGUAAACUAAAACAGGCAUCCAUGAGGGUGCUUUGUAGAGUAAAGGCUAUGUUAAAGGGAAGAAAAUAUUAG